CUACUUGUAUUGUAGCAGUCUAUCGUUCAUACGCUCGUUCAUACGGCUCAGAGAGACUAGUAAACCAAGUUUACGGACGACACAGCCAUCAUUAGUUUUGACUCAGGUAUCAUGAAGUUCACGACGACCACUCUAUUCUCUUUGGCUGCAUACUGUGCUAUCACCUCUGCACGCCCUGUUGCCCACUCCGCCAAGGCCAGAGAUGCUACCAACAGUACGGGCGCCAUGGUUAUGAAUGCGUCUAACGGCACCUCGAUGGGCGCGCUAUAUUUCAUCACCAAUCAGCCAGAGGGAAACUUUGUCGUUUCAGCUGAUAUCAAUUCGGAUGGAACCUUGACCCUUGUUCAGGCCAUAACCACCAAUGGUCGGGGUCAACACGGUCAGUCUGUUGGUCCGGAUGGUCUGUUUUCCCAAGGGGCCGUCAAAGCGUCUGCUUCUGGCAAUAUCGUCGCUGCUGUAAACCCAGGAUCGAACACCAUCUCUGCAUUCACUAUCGACCCUAGCAAUCCCGCCUCGAUCACCCCUCUUGGGAGUCCGGUUUCGAGCGAGGGAGAGUUUCCGAUGUCGCUGGCUAUCAACAAGGCCGGAAACACAGUUUGUGCGCUGAACGGCGGCGCCAUCAACGGCGUUAGCUGCUACAGCGUCAACUCGACCCUUGGUUUGGUAGCGAUGCCCAAUACCGUACGCUCACUCAAUCUGAACCAGACCACUCCCGCGACCGGUCCUCCCGGAAGUGCCAGCCACAUCAUCUUCAGCGAGGACGGCUCGAACCUCAUCGCUUCCGUCAAAGGAGUCCCUCCCACUCCUGGAUUCCUGGCCGUAUGGGACGUCGCCGAGGACGGAAGCUUGUCCGACCAAUUCGUCAGCGUAGCCCCUGCGUCCGGUGGCUUGCUCCCCUUCUCGAUGACGGUCAUCCCCGGUGCUAACGCCAUUCUUGCUACUGAUGCUGGUGUUGGUUUUGAUAUUUUCGACAUGUCUGGUGGAGCUUCGAAUGCCACGGACAGUACGAACGGCACCUCUAGUAACUUGAGCAGCGUCGUUCCUAUUACGGGUCAGGGUGCUACUUGUUGGUCCAGCUUUAGCCAACAGACUGGAAACUUCUAUUUAACGGAUAUUAUCACAUCGAUGGUCACCGAAGUGAACGUUAGCGGCAACUUGACCGGGUCUAUCGUCAAGCAAUACCCCCAGACGAAUGGGUCUGCUACCAUAGACAACGACAUCGCUACCGUCAACGGAAAGGACUUCAUGUAUGUUCUGCAGCCCAACGCGACCAUGAUUUCCGUCCUUGCUUUGAAUGGCCCAGGUCAGGCCACAAACCUUCAAUCGGUCGACAUCUCAGGUCCGGCAUCUCAGGUUGGACUCGCUGUCGACCGCAAUAAUUUACAGGGUAUGACGUCUUUCAUCAAGAACUGAGCGUUGUUAGACGUUUAAGUUCUUGAGGUUCGAGGCCUCUCGAAGGAGACUGUUGAGUCAGUUUGGUUCUGUAAGCGCCUAUACUUGUUUGUGAAUGACAUCUGUUUCUUGUGUUGCCGUGCC
Messenger RNA from Stereum hirsutum FP-91666 SS1, 1536 nucleotides. RefSeq lists its product as uncharacterized. NCBI's taxonomy places the organism in Eukaryota, Fungi, Basidiomycota, Agaricomycetes, Russulales, Stereaceae. Bases 112 to 1413 code for a protein of 433 amino acids. The record is from RefSeq and is a predicted model, not a curated record. Gene Ontology annotation, molecular function: protein binding; 6-phosphogluconolactonase activity. The transcript has 9 exons.